Colletotrichum lupini is the source of this 222-nucleotide messenger RNA. RefSeq lists its product as uncharacterized. The annotation marks the transcript as partial. The record is from RefSeq and is a predicted model, not a curated record. The transcript has a single exon. Lineage: Eukaryota; Fungi; Ascomycota; Sordariomycetes; Glomerellales; Glomerellaceae.
GCGGGUAUUAUAAAGAUUAGCUUUAGCCUAGGCAAGGAAAUCGUCGCCCUAGGUAUAAUAAAAAUAGAGACACACUUCGGAACGAUAACUUUUUAUAUCCUACCCGUUAAUACCCCAUUUCUCCUAUAUCUAAAAGAUAUAGAUCGACUAGGUAUUAUAUUUAAUAAUACGAGGAACAAAAUCUCUAGCUAUAAGUACUUCGAAAUAGUUAAACGACGAUAG